Molecule: messenger RNA, 219 nt
Organism: Pipistrellus nathusii (Nathusius's pipistrelle)
Lineage: Eukaryota; Metazoa; Chordata; Mammalia; Chiroptera; Vespertilionidae
Source: the annotation of a GenBank genome assembly
AUGUCAAGCAAAACAGCAAGCACCAACAACAUCACCCAGGCAAGGAGAACUGUGCAGCAGUUAAGACUAGAAGCUUCCAUCGAGAGAAUAAAGGUAUCAAAGGCAUCAGCCGAUCUCAUGUCCUACUGUGAGGAGCAUGCCAGGAAUGACCCUCUGCUGAUAGGGAUACCAACCUCGGAAAACCCUUUCAAGGACAAGAAAACAUGCAUCAUCUUAUAG